Messenger RNA from Tigriopus californicus, 1555 nucleotides. Its product is annotated as arylamine N-acetyltransferase, pineal gland isozyme NAT-3-like. The transcript has 4 exons. The record is from RefSeq and is a predicted model, not a curated record. Lineage: Eukaryota; Metazoa; Arthropoda; Copepoda; Harpacticoida; Harpacticidae. Bases 387 to 1325 code for a protein of 312 amino acids. Gene Ontology annotation, molecular function: acetyltransferase activity.
UGAGGUGUCGUUAUGCCCUAGGCCUUUUUGCUUGGAAAGGUUGUCAUGACAGGUAGGUAAUGCGGAGCAGCGUGCUUUAGGCAGAGCUCGAGAAGGCGGCGCCAUCAAUUGUUGACCAGAGCAUCCCUCACUCCAACAUCCAUCUUUCUCUCGUCAAUAUUUGUCUUGGCUUUAUCUGGGACAGUCUGUCGAGUAAUUGUUCCGAGGUUCAUCUGAAAAUCAAGUUUUUGUCCUGAGUCAGCCGUGAUUCUUGAUAAUCCUGCGUCCGUACAUCCAGUAACUGUGCAUGUCCAGUACCACACAAUACACGCAUUUGAACUUGUGGGGAAGGGCCAGUUAACCAAGUGCAAAAUCGUGGUGAACAACAUCGGCUCGGAAAAAUCAUCAUGGAUCUCAAGGAAUAUCUCAAACGAAUCGGAUUCGAAGGAGAGGCUCAGGCUGAUCUACGCACUCUUAAGAACAUGCAAACGAGUCAUCUCCUCACAGUGCCUUACGAGAACUUGGACGCCUUGAUGAACAAGCCCAUCAUCCUGAAAAAUGAGUUGCUCUACGACAAGAUUGUGCGCCAAAGCCGAGGGGGUUGGUGCCACGAGUUGAAUGGGCUCUUCCAUUGGGCAUUGGAGCAAAUCGGCUUCGAAACCUGGUUUGGCAAUGCGAAAUGCCGCUCCCGGGACGGAAAACAAUGGUGCCGGGAUUUCGACCACAUGGUCUGUUUGGUCCGACUGGGCGACGAGAUCUUCUACGCCGACGUUGGUUUGGGUAGCUGCAAGAGACCUUUCCAUCCCAUUUUGAUUCGCGAUGGCGAAGUCUCGAAACAAGCCACGGGCACUUUCCGGUUGAGCUUUUGCAAACAAACGGCGGAAUGGAGCCUCUGUCACCGAGGAAAAGGAGCGAGCGGAGAAUGGGCCACCAUGCUCAAGUUCUGGACGCAGCCUUUCCUGUUGCGCGACUUUCAAGAUACUUGUACCACAUAUGAGAAAGGAUUAGACCAGAGAGAAUCCCUAUUAGGUGUCACGCCUGUGGUGGUCAAGAGUGAUCCCGCGGACUCCACGGCCACGCAUAUGAUCAUCGGCAAUAAAUACAGACUUUAUUGCAACGUGGGCCUCAAGAACAAGACCACCUGUCUCAAGGAAGAUCAUGUCACUCUCGAGCAGCUCCACUGGAAACUCAAGAACAUCUUUGGGAUCAAUUUGGAACUGGAACAGAUGGACAGUUUCUAUCGUCAUCUGCCCCAGGCUCACAUAGACCGUACUCUACAAAUUCCAAUGGUAACUCAAGUCCAGGACAAAUGUUUGCUUAUGAUUUCAGGCGCAAUGGGACGCUGAUGCUCAAGGGAACCGACUAUAACAAUCACGAUACUAAUGACCAGUGACAUCCACAAUGAGGAAUAAAAAUGACCUGUUACUUUCUCCCGCCUCCUUUCGUUCGUUUCCCUUUGGUGGAAUAGAUAAGAUAACCCUUUGGGGCACCACAUCUCAGCUCACAGACAAAGAUUUGUUGACGUUCCAUUAUUCUUGGCAAUUGAAUUCAGAAAUAAACUGGCUUGUCGUCAAAA